AUGGCCCGGAAAGAGGACAUGCUGCCCGCCUGGGAUGAUCUAGAUAGGCAGAUGGGCCAGCUCUUUAUGAUGGGCUUCGAUGGCACAGAGGUGAACCCCCAGAUUCGAUCUCUGAUCGAGAACUAUCAUCUAGGCGCCGUCUUGCUCUCUGCCAAGAAUCUGAAAUCUGCGGAGGAGGCCACGAGAUUGGUCUUGGAGCUACAGACCAUUGCGCACGACGCCGGGCAUCCCGUUCCGUUACUGAUCGCAUUAGACCAGGAGAAUGGGGGCGUCAACAGUCUAUAUGAUGAUAUUUAUAUCCGACAAUUUCCCAGUGCCAUGGGCAUGGCAGCCACGGGGUCCAAGAGCCUAGCUCACGAGGUUGCUCUCGCCACGGCACAGGAGCUCAAGGCGGUGGGGGUCAAUUGGAUUCUAGGACCCGUUCUAGACGUCUUGACCAAUGUGCGCAACCAGCCCUUGGGAGUGCGAACCUUUGGGGAUGACCCGCAAGAGACCUCAAAAUAUGGAGUUCAGUUCAUGAGAGGGUUUCAGGAGGCAGGACUAGUCACCUGUGGAAAACACUUUCCAUCAUAUGGCAACUUGGAGUUCCUCGGUUCACAGACGGAUGUCCCGAUUAUCACGGAGUCGCUGGAGCAACUCAGCCUCAGCGCCCUAGUACCCUUUCGCAACGCGAUUGCGCAAGGUCUAGAUGCUAUGAUGGUGGGUGGGGUGUCACUUUCAUCGGCUGGGAUGAAUGUGAUGCACGCUUGUCUGAGUGACCAGAUCGUUCAUGAACUCCUCAGGAAGGACUUCCAGUUCCAAGGGGUAGUAGUGUCGGAAUGCCUGGAUAUGGAAGCCCUGACGCACAACAUUGGAGUUGGAGGGGGUACUGUAAUGGCAAAGAACGCUGGCUGUGAUGUCCUUCUGUUGUGUCGGUCAUUCCCAGUCCAACAAGAAGCCAUCAAUGGGCUGAAGCUGGGGGUGGAAAAUGGCAUCAUUGGUCGACAGCGAAUUGAACAGUCGCUGCGCCGGGUCCUGGAUUUAAAGGCACGAUGUACCUCGUGGGAACAGGCCCUGAACCCUCCAGGGCUUUCUUCGCUUACACAAAUGCAACCCUCGCAUACCCACCUUUCCACCCGAGCUUACGACUCUUCCAUCACGGUCAUGCGAGAUAAGAACAACUUACUCCCCUUGUCCAAUGUCAUUGAUGCAGACGAGGAACUUUUGCUUCUUACCCCACUGGUCAAACCCCUACCCACCUCGGCAGCUUCCCUCUCUGUUUCAGAUUCUGCUCAUGGGCCAUUUGACAAUUUUUCCUCGGACAAAGCCUCAUCUGUGCUCCACGGAGAGAGUGUCUUCAAAGAACUGGGACGUUCACUUUCGCGGCAAAGAAAUGGUCGUGUAUUGCACACUUCAUAUACCUCCAAUGGCGUCCGUCCCAUACACGAGGACCUCAUCCAACGAGCGAGUGCCGUCGUCGUGGUCACGGCGGAUGCAAACCGCAAUAUGUACCAACAGGGAUUCUCCAAGCAUAUUUCGAUGAUUUGCCAAUCACAAUGCACCGUCUCUGGUGAGCGCCGCGAACGACCACUGGUUGUGGUGGCAGUGAGCUCGCCCUAUGAUUUCGCCGUGGACUCGUCCAUUGGCACCUAUAUAUGCACGUAUGACUUUACAGAAACCGCUCUUCAAGCCUUGGUCAAGGUCCUAUAUGGCGACCUUACACCGUCUGCUGCACUCCCUGGGUCCAUCGGCCGCACUCAAAAGCUUCACCAGUCACGCCAGCACUGGCUGGUCGAGAACUGGAACGAGGAGCGCGACUCUUUUGCCCUGGAUGUUCUGCUCGAUACCAUUCGUGCCGACUGUGCACCAGGCCAACAGUCCGAACUCCUUGGCGCCACCUCCAAUAGCUUUCUCCUUCGAAGGGAAGAUGUCGACGAAGCCCAUUUCGUCGUUCGGAACAGCAGCACCCAUGCCCUCUACGGCUUCUGUGCCACCUAUUUCUCCCGCUCGACGGGGACGGGUGUCCUUGGCUGUCUCGUCGUCGACCCCAGUCGCCGCAAGCUCUCCAUCGGCCAUUCCCUGCACAGCCGCGCCAUUCGUACCUUGCUCCAGCGGAAUGGGCUGCGUCGCUUCCAACUCGGAUCCCGCCUUCCUGGAAUCUACCUCGGCAUUCCGACUGCGAGCCCGAUCGAACGCAAACGUCUUCGUCAAUGGUUUGCCAACAUGGGCUGGAAUACGUCUCUUUCCCGGCCUGUCUGCAGCGUGAUUCUGCGCAACCUCUCGACGUGGGUGCCGCCCGAUGGGCUGACCACCACUCUGCAGAGCGCCGAUGUGCACUAUGAUCUUGUAUAUGGGUGGGAUUUUGCCCAUGCGAUUCUUGAUCACGUGAAGACGUAUGCGCGACCGGGGGUGGUGGAAAUUUACCGGAUGGCGCUCGGGGGAGCGCCUAAUUGCGGGAUCAUCCGGGCUAAGCGGCCCUCCGACGGGGCCAUCUUGGGCAGUAUCGUGAUUUAUAACGAGCGAUCCACUCUGGCGGAUCAUAUGCCUGUGUUGCGGGCCACGCAGGGUUCGGCCGGGGGCAUUUCCUCGCCGGUUCUCUCCCCCUGUGGGGAGGAUUAUUCGACUGUCAUGCAAGGGUUGAUUCUGCUGGCUAUUAAGCAGAUUCGCAAGUUGAGUGCGGAUGCUGUUGUGAUGGAUUGUGUUGAUGGCGAUGGCAACUUUGAUCAUCUCUCGACGAUGGGAUUUACGAUGCUGCACAGCUUCGAGGAGGUGAACUGUGAUGCGGCGACCUGGACGAUGCAUAUGUAG
Penicillium salamii is the source of this 2787-nucleotide messenger RNA. Lineage: Eukaryota; Fungi; Ascomycota; Eurotiomycetes; Eurotiales; Aspergillaceae. The record is from the annotation of a GenBank genome assembly.